Messenger RNA from Saccoglossus kowalevskii, 1356 nucleotides. Its product is annotated as coiled-coil domain-containing protein 42 homolog. NCBI's taxonomy places the organism in Eukaryota, Metazoa, Hemichordata, Enteropneusta, Harrimaniidae. The record is from RefSeq and is a predicted model, not a curated record.
GUUUUUAGUCUGACCAUCUUGGUAAAUUUUCGUGUGGCUUCAUCGAGUUGUUUACUGCAUUCGUCGUCGACAAGAGAUUAAGGACGUCAUCAUGGGGACGGUUACUUUAGAAGAAUAUUUCAGGACUACCUUUGAGGACAAGCUCCUCGUGAAGAUGCCGGAAAGGGAAGAUGAUCAUCUCACUCCCGCAACCAGGCUCCUGGAGAAGAGACGAGAAAUGGCAGAAGUGGAACAAGCCUUAGCAGCUCAGAAAGAGGAAUUUCAAAUGAAAAUGGAAAGCUUACAACAAAGAAGAGAGGAACUUGAAAGGAAAGAAUACCAGUUGAAGGAGUCACUUUUAAAAUUUGAUAAAUUUUUGAAGGAAAAUGAUUCUAAGAGAGCAAGAGCUGUGAAAAAAGCUGAAGAUGAAAGAAAAUUGAAGUUAUCUAAAGAUACUGAGAUAGCCAAGUUUUUAGAUGAGAAGCGACAACUAGAACAGCAGAGAGAUAAAUUAGCUAAGAAGUUAUCUAAGCAUACAAUAUUCCAUCGAUAUUUAGAAAAAGUAUUAGAGACAGCUGAUGAAUUUCAUGAAAUCAGGGAGAUCAUAGCUAGAUAUGAUACCUUAGUUGCCACAAAUGAGGAUCUUAUUGAGAAGGACCAUGAAAACCAAGAAGCAGUGGAAGCAGAAAGAGCAAAACUUCAUAAAUUUACAGAGGACAGAAACAAUGAAAUUUUAGAAUUCAAUAACCAGUUAGCAAAUCUUCAAACACAGCUUGACAAAGCACAGAGUGAAGCAGUCAAGUGGGAGUCAGUAUGGACUCACAUCAAGAAUACAGCUGCCGAAAAGACUCUUGUACUUGGAAGAAUUAAAAUGGCAGCACAUAACUUGUUUAUGCUGGUAAAUAGGCAUCUUAAACAGCAACAGUUGGUGGAAGAUACAACAGAACAACUUAGCAAGAUUCAAGUUUUCAUAAUGGAUCUCACCCAGAUUACACAAGAAAUCAAGCGUGCCGAGACACUGGGUACAUCAGUGGGUGGUGGAUCAUCAAGUUAAAUAUUUCAUGAAGUUAUAUUUAUGAAAACAAAUAAUACCAAUAGUUGUUAGAUCUCUAACCUGCGUUGUGCAUUUAAGAUCUUCACAGCGCCCUCACAUCACGUCAAUGGUGUGCUUUUGUUUUUAUUCAAAAUUCAGCUAAAUACGUUUCCUUUGUUGUUUUUUUUCAUUUACGAAAUCAGUCUUUGUUUUAUUAAAAUAUAUCACAGCUUAGUUUGUGUUUUUGUUUUUGCCAAAAGUGUACAGAGAAAAAAGAAAUUUCGUUUUUGUUUUUAUUCAUAUUUGUUUUUAUAUAACCAUAUUGUGUGUGGAUAUCACCUUGC